AUUGUAGGCAAAAUCUUGUUGUUGGGAGUUGUUGUUGCGCGAGAGAAAUCCGUAACACCGAACCCCAAGGUCGAGGUUGCGACGCUCGUGAAGUCUGUCACAAACACAGUGCGCCUAUUGCGUGUUUUGAUCGCAGCCUGUGACUUUCACUUUUUGUUAAAAAUAAAACGUUUUUAAAAUAGUGUUUCGGCCGUUACAUAAAAGGUAAAUAGUGCGAUGUGUCCAGUCGGUGUUCUACAAUGAUUUCGCAUCGUGUCGUCCAGAAUACCUCCGUUAUCCAAGGGAUAUUCAGGAGGUUGUCUGUGUCCAACGGCGAUAUACGUAUUUCGAGUAACAGGCACAAUUCUCCAGUAGCUUUGGCUUCCAGAUUAUUGGACCAGGAGAAAGUUGCCGAUUUCACACCCAGAAAAAGAUCAUUAUCCUUCGGUUCCAGUCCUAUAUUCAAAGGACAAAUCACCAAAAUGUCCUCUGAUGCAGCAGGACCUACAACCACAAUUAAAACUAAUAGGCUGGCUUUGGAAAAAUCACCCUAUUUGCUGCAGCACUCAACCAACCCUGUAGACUGGUAUCCUUGGGGUGAUGAGGCCUUUGAAAAGGCCAGAAAGGAGAACAAACUUAUUUUUCUCUCGGUAGGAUAUUCAACUUGUCAUUGGUGUCAUGUGAUGGAAAAAGAGUCGUUUGAAAAUGAUUCAGUAGCGGAAAUAAUGAACAAAUAUUACGUAAACGUAAAAGUCGAUCGCGAAGAACGUCCGGAUGUAGACAAACUGUACAUGUCGUUCAUUCAGGCUACUGUUGGUAGUGGUGGAUGGCCCAUGUCUGUUUUUCUAACUCCAGACCUGGAACCUUUAGCAGGUGGUACUUAUUUCCCCCCAGAAGACACUUUUGACAGACCAGGUUUUAAAUCUGUGUUAAAAGAUAUUGCUGAAGAAUGGAAUACUAAACAGAGUGCUAUAUUAAAAUCAGGGAAGUAUUCGUUAGAUGUGCUCAGGAAGAUGGCACGAAAAGAACAAUUAGGUGAACAGAAAAUCGACGUUCCGGGUGUAGAGGUCGCCGAGAAGUGUCUCCUUCAAUUGACGCGUUCGUACGACGAUGAUUUUGGCGGUUUUUCGAUAUCUCCCAAGUUUCCACAACCGACCGUUUUUAAUUUCCUCUUCCACAUGUACUCGUCAGAUAAGCGAUCUGAGAAGGGAUUUCAGUGCAUGUUGAUGGCUUUGAAAACGUUGGAUAAGAUAGCUUAUGGUGGUAUACAUGAUCACGUUAACUCAGGUUUUGCCAGAUACUCGGUGGAUUCGCGAUGGCACGUGCCUCACUUCGAGAAAAUGCUCUAUGAUCAGGCGCAACUCGCCGUCUCCUACUGCGACGCCUACGUUCUCACCAAAAAGGAAUUCUACGCGGAUGUCGUCCGCGACAUUCUUACCUACGUGUCACGCGACUUGAGCCACGAACUGGGCGGAUUCUACGGGGCGGAGGACGCCGAUUCCUAUCCGGAGGUCGGAGCUAGAGAGAAGGCGGAGGGUGCGUUCUGUGUUUGGGAGUAUGAUGAGAUUAUGGACCACAUAAAUGGGAAUACCGACGGCAUUUCCGACUUGGAACUGAUUACCUAUCAUUAUAGCCUGAAGGAAGGUGGCAACGUUAAUCCUAGGAACGAUCCGCACGGCGAACUGUUGAAUAAGAAUGUCCUUGGUUGUUUUGGUUCAUAUGAACAGACCGCAAGACAGUUCGACAUCAGUGUUGAGAAAGUGAAGGAGAUCUUGAAUAAAUGCCACAAAAUUUUGUAUGACGUUAGGCAAAAACGUCCUAAGCCACAUGUGGACACUAAAAUCAUCACCAGCUGGAAUGGUUUAAUGAUAUCCGGGUAUGCUAAAGCUGGAUUCGUGCUCAAGGAUCAGGCGUACAUCAACAGGGCUAUCCUUGCUGCGUCUUUCAUCAAGAAAUACUUGUACAGGGAAAAUGAAGGGAAAAUUUUGUUGCGUUGUUGCUACAAAGGAGAAAACGGACAAGUAGUACACACAGCUGUUCCGACUGUCGGAUUUUUGGACGACUACGCUUUUCUUAUUCGUGGACUUUUGGAUUUAUAUGAAGCAUCACUGGAUGCUGAUUGGUUGCAAUGGGCAGAGACUCUCCAGGAACAACAAGAUAGAUUGUUUUGGGACUCCGAGGGUGCUGGAUAUUUCACGAGUCCUGAGGGCGAUAAAAGCAUUUUGAUUCGAGGAAAAGACGAUCAGGACGGUGCUGAGCCUUGCGGCAACUCGGUGGCGAUUCACAAUCUGAUUAGGUUGGCCAACUAUCUUGACCGUCAAGAUUUGAAACUGAAAGCGGGCCGAACGUUGACCGCGUUCGCUGGUCGAAUCAAGUCUGUACCGAUCGCCUUAACAGAGAUGAUAUCCGCUUUGCUCUUCUAUCAUAAGUCCCCGACACAGGUUUUCAUUGCCGGCAGGACCGAAGACAACGACACGCAAGCUUUACUGGACGUAGUACGGUCGAAAUUUAUGCCCGGUAGAAUUUUGGCCGUGGCUGACGGUCCUACGGGUCGUGCUGGUCUCUUGUACAGUCGUCAUGAAACACUGGCUAGAUUGAAGCCCGUUCACGGCAAACCUGCUGCUUAUGUUUGCAGGAAUUUUGCAUGCUCGUUGCCGGUGACUGAACCCACUGAAUUGGCCAGUUCUUUGGAUGAUGGAUCUGAGAACAAGGCUGGAAAUGAUGGCGACGCAGAAGGGCACUAAAGGUUUAAAAUUGAUGGAACACAGACGUAUGGAAUUUAGUCCUCUACCUUGAGAUAAAUUAUAGCGUUCUCUUAUAUAAACCGUGACAUAUUGUAUAAAUUGUAUAGUAGAGCUUCUCUAAUUGUAGAGAAUGAUUUUAUGCUUUUUUGGCAAGAAUAUUUGUACCGUUAGGUAUUUUUUGUAUAUACAUGUAUAUGUAAUAUUAUUUAUUAUUUUACUCUUCAUUUCGAUUUAUUUCUAGUAUGUAUAUAUUUUUUUCGAAUAAAUGUUUAAUAUAUGCUCA
Aethina tumida (small hive beetle) is the source of this 3006-nucleotide messenger RNA. RefSeq names its product spermatogenesis-associated protein 20. The transcript is spliced from 9 exons. Lineage: Eukaryota; Metazoa; Arthropoda; Insecta; Coleoptera; Nitidulidae. The coding region runs from base 240 to 2723 and encodes 827 amino acids. The record is from RefSeq and is a predicted model, not a curated record. Gene Ontology annotation, biological process: carbohydrate metabolic process.